Cygnus olor (mute swan) is the source of this 2026-nucleotide messenger RNA. RefSeq names its product BAALC binder of MAP3K1 and KLF4 (gene BAALC). Lineage: Eukaryota; Metazoa; Chordata; Aves; Anseriformes; Anatidae. The record is from RefSeq and is a predicted model, not a curated record. Gene Ontology annotation, cellular component: cytoplasm. The transcript has 4 exons. The coding region runs from base 156 to 596 and encodes 146 amino acids.
GGGGAUGGAGUGGAAGGGGUGAGCGGGAGAGGGGGCGAGAAGGCGGGGGGAGACGGGGGAGGCCGUGCCGAGCCGUGCCGAGCCGAGCCGAGCUGUGCCAGUGAGAGCAGCAGGAUGCUGCCGUGCCCCCGGCGGCGCUGAGAGCGGGCGCCGCGAUGGGCUGCGGGGGCAGCCGGGCAGACGCCAUCGAGCCUCGGUACUACGAGAGCUGGACGAGGGAGACCGAGUCCACCUGGCUGACCUACACCGACUCCGAGAGCCCCCCGCAGGAGCCCGGCGGCGCCGAGGCCGGAGGGAGGGAGCAAGGCGCGGGGCGCACCGGUAUUCUGGAGGAUGGAAAAUCAGCUCAGACGGGUGUAAGCACAACGUCAGCCACAGCAGGGAUUCUGAACGCCGAGAAGAGGACCAUUGGCGGUCCCCAGUGCACAAACCCCACGGUUCACCCCACUGGAGCUGUGCCACAGCGGCAGAGCGGCUUCCGAGCAGCAGAGGGUAAACGGGACACACAGAAAAUGCCCACAAAAGAAGUCACCAUUAAUGUUACAAAAAACAUCAGACAAAGCGACAGAAGGAUAACAAAGAAUUGUGUCAAUUAACAAAGUAAAAUGAAAGUGAGAAUGGACCUGAUAAUACUUCGCUGCACUUUAAACGUGAUCAGUCACUGAAGAUUUGAAGAACUCAAGAUGAUCUGUGUCGGAUGCAGUAGGCAGCUGCUGCUGAGUGCCUUCAGAAACAUGUUUUGUAGAAAACAUCUGCAGACACUGUAGGAUGUCCUUUGUCUAAAGCAGUGGCGCCACGCAGACAAACACCUAAAUCUGUGCCGCUUGUUUUUUACUAAGUGCUAUGUUAUCUAUUUGUGUAUGUCUUGUUCUGCAUUGCUAUUGGGAUGAGACUGCGUGAUGAGAGGCAUUGUUCAUCUCAAUUUAAAACAGCAAAUGAAGAAAAUGAAACUGCAUUUUUAGACAUAAGGGGUUCAAGUGUGUUAAUUCAAAUCUACAGAGUUCAUUUAAAGAGCUCACUUUCAUAAAAUUCAAACCCAGAUAUCUCGGAAAGAGACACAUAGGUGGCUUCCAUUAAAUCUCUUUUAAACUAUACAUAUCAGUAAUAUAAAGUUAAGUCAUAUAGCAAUCUUUUUAUAUAUUAAACUUUCAAUUACUUAAUUUUAAUUUAUUUUCUAUAUUGACAGAAUUUAGGACUUAAAAACAAUAACUUUCAUAUUAAUCAGACACCUGAAGUUCCUAGUUUGAGCUAGCAAGUAGAGUUCUGGCUAUUUUGGAUUUUCAGACGAGCCCCUUUAAUUAUGUUGAGACCCAGACUAAAUUCAUUAGACUCUGGGCAAAUAGUAAACACUAACAUUACAUGAAAAUAACCAUAACUCUUAAAAGAAUAUUCUGCCAAUGGCAGCUCAAAAAAUUAACUCCAUUCAAUCAGUUGUAGUUGAUUUGGUGUGCAGAAUGUAUUUAGUUACAUUGUAUGCCUCCUGUGUCAUAGUAAUCCAUGUUUAUCAGAAAUAUACAACUAAAAGGAAUGUAAAUUUUCAGUAUAGUGAAGACCAGGAAUUAAUUCAAUAUAUUACUUCUCAGUAUAGAAAUAAUAAUACAUAUUCUCUGUGAAUUUGUAUUUUUAUGAAGAUAGAACAGGUAAAUUUAUUUGCCUCCCCCACCAAACAUGUAUGGAUAUCCUUAGAAGGUCAUUUGAAACAACUACUCAAAAGUUGUUCAUAACAAACAGAUGGCACUGGAAAGAAAAUCCAUGUAUGAAAUGCAAGUAAUCUUUUUUUUUUUUGCAAUUGGGCAAAUCAUUAUAAAUAGAACUGUGGGACUGAAUCCUAAUUUGUUCCAUAUUAUGAUCAUUUUAAUGACUUGCUGCUAGGUAUAUGAGUACUUAACACCUUCCGUGGAGUACAACACGUCUAUGCAAUAGGGAAUUGUUUAUUAAUUAUUCCAACACAAAGGCAAAGUAAAAUCCAGAAUCAGUAAGAGAUUUUUGCAUACAAUAGAAUAUGUAUUUAUAAGAAAUAUUUAUU